AUGGAGUUGGUAUCUCAAUCUAAGGAUAACAUCAAAUCACGCAAUGUAUUUUCCAUCCAGCCACCAGACAAACUCGGUGUGGAUAAGAGUCGGCAGACAUUCGACUUCUUACUGUACGAGCUCUUUGGUGCUCCACUGGUUCUCUUUAGUAACUGA
This is a messenger RNA of Aspergillus niger, 156 nucleotides long. RefSeq lists its product as hypothetical. The transcript has 3 exons. Bases 1 to 156 code for a protein of 51 amino acids. NCBI's taxonomy places the organism in Eukaryota, Fungi, Ascomycota, Eurotiomycetes, Eurotiales, Aspergillaceae. The record is from RefSeq and is a predicted model, not a curated record.